ACUCGUGAGUUUCGUCCACGUGUGCUGUUUCCUGUGGGCCUUGUUCUCGCUCUCUCAGAACGUGGGCAUGCCCCACUCCCUCCGCAGGGAGAGCGAGAACACCUACGGCGGCCGCUGGAAAUACCUGACCUUCAUCAACCAGAUUCUACAAACUCUGUUGUUUGGAAUAUGUUCCAUAGUUGACUUUGCUCGUAUGUUCAUCCCUGCCAAAAAGAACAGUGUGUCUUCCAGACUGUUGUCUCUGAGAGACUUAAUCUUCUCGAUACUAGUAUUCCCUGUUGGCUUAUUUGUAGCUGUUACUUUUUGGACUCUUUAUGCAUAUGACAGAGAAUUAGUGUAUCCUAAAGAGCUGGAUGAGAUUAAUCCUUCUUGGCUUAAUCAUACUAUGCAUACCACUAUACUGCCACUACUGUUUAUUGAGCUGAUUACUUGUCCGCAUAGAUAUCUUUCCAAAUUGAAGGGAAUGGUAGGACUUAGCAUCUUUGGUACUUCAUACCUCACAUGGGUACUAUGGGUAAAUUAUGCAUCAGGUAUUUGGGCAUACCCAAUUCUAGAAGUACUAGGCAUACCUGGAAAGGUGAUACUUUUUAGCAUUUCCUACCUUGUAAUGGUAGGAUUCUACUUACUUGGAGAGCAUCUAACAAACUACUUAUGGGGUGACUUUCAAAAAUAUAAGAAGAAAGCAUAGAGAGGAAGCUGAAAAAUAGGUCUCAAAAAGUGCAAGUUCAUUUAUAAACAUACUGCAUUUUUAAAUCGAGAUGCCAACUUAACACUGUUUUGAAAAAUGCUCAGACAUCUGUCAAAUACGUUAUUCAAAGCAAUAAAAAAUGUUCUGUACCAAUAAUUGUAAUCAAGCAAUCUAUAAGGAAAACAAGCUGAUUUAUAAUCAAGAUUUUAAUGGUUCUAACAAACUCUCAUUCCAGUUACAUAAGGAAAAAAAUGGUUUACAUAUAUAUUCUGGCCUGUAGCUCUGUAUGUAUAUAUGCACAUAGGUUUUCAGGUCACGAGAAUGCUUGGCAUUUUUUACCCAAGAGGAUAUAGUUUUGGUUAACCUUAGGGUUUCAGUGGUCAAAGAAACUAACAUUUUCUCACAGCGUCAGUUCAAGGAAAUAUUAUGCCUAAAUGUGACUACAUGAUUUCCAACAUUUGUUAGUACAGUUCUGUAUCUACUAUAUAUUUGAGAGAGUGAGUCUGUCAGUUCAAGA
This is a messenger RNA of Pelodiscus sinensis (Chinese soft-shelled turtle), 1205 nucleotides long. Its product is annotated as androgen-induced gene 1 protein-like. Gene Ontology annotation, cellular component: endomembrane system; membrane. NCBI's taxonomy places the organism in Eukaryota, Metazoa, Chordata, Testudines, Trionychidae. The record is from RefSeq and is a predicted model, not a curated record.